AUGAAGUGCAUAAAAUGGUUAAAGCAGUGCAAACGACGUUUAUCACAGAAUUCAUUCGAAAAUUUGAUUUGGCUCCUUGAUCUUUUGCCAUCACUACUUGGUUCUCCAUUAUUAACUGAUAAGUUUAACUACUUAUUUUGGACCAUGCACGGGAUUGUUGUCUUUUAUUUAUACCUCGUGGGUAUUGCAGUCUACCAAAAGUAUUCCGCUGAAGGCUUUAUCGACUCCAUCAACAGUUUAUUUAACUUUUUUGCCUUCAUCCUCAUUGCUGUUACCGUUUGGUGGAUGCAUAGAAAAAGGAAAGAAUUCAACGAUCUACUAGAAGUAGCGCAAAAGAACGAUGAUCUGAUCAUAGAAACGGGCCGAUUCCUUCAUGUGCACGAGAAAAUGUUGAGGAGCAUUAAGAUUAUUAUCAUCUUGUGCUACGUUUUCCAUUUCAUCAACGAAGUAGUUGUUUAUAUUCCGUUUAGAAUCUUGAGAAUGGAGGAUUUCUCUAUUGCCUCUUGUGUUGGUUUAGAACCACUCAAUGUAAGUCCAAACCGCGAGGUUUGUAUGGGACUAAUGACAGCAAAUAUUCUAAUAUCAAUUAUGGUUAUAUGCUGUUACGACAUCUCGUUGCUGUUCCUGUUCUCUCACACCACUGCAGUGUUUCAAAUUCUUUUUGAAGAAAUGAUGAAUAUAAACGACAUUACACAAACUUGUCAAAAUUCCGAUGAAGAUUAUGCUGUAAUUGUAGCUCGAUUAAAAAACGUCAUUGUUCGGCAUGUGCUAGCCUUGCAAACUGUUGGGAAAGUGGAAGAUAUCUUCAGUGUCAGCAUAGGCAUAUGUUUCGGAUUGGACGCGAUAUCGUUGUGUCUAUUCUUCGUUUUGCCUUUAGAAGUCAUUCUUCACUUCGCCCCAUUGAUUUACCACAGUCUUUUUAUUUUGUUUUUGUACUGUUUUCAAGGACAGAGACUUACAACAGCGUCGGAAAAGUUCGAGAUGGCGGUGUACUGCUGCGGAUGGGAGAAUUUGCGAGUGAAAGAGAGGAAGCAGGUGCUGCUGAUGUUGAAACAAGCGCAGAUGCCUGUCAUAGUGUACGCCGCUAAAGUUAUUCCAAUACGCCUGAGCACCUUCGCAACCACCAUGCAAGCUAUUUAUAAGUUUGUCACCGUAUUUAAGGUGUAG
Helicoverpa armigera (cotton bollworm) is the source of this 1167-nucleotide messenger RNA. RefSeq lists its product as uncharacterized. Gene Ontology annotation, biological process: sensory perception of smell; detection of chemical stimulus involved in sensory perception of smell. The transcript is spliced from 4 exons. Bases 1 to 1167 code for a protein of 388 amino acids. Gene Ontology annotation, cellular component: plasma membrane. The record is from RefSeq and is a predicted model, not a curated record. Gene Ontology annotation, molecular function: odorant binding; olfactory receptor activity. NCBI's taxonomy places the organism in Eukaryota, Metazoa, Arthropoda, Insecta, Lepidoptera, Noctuidae.